CAUCUGAUGCAACAUUUCAGUAUUCAGUCGUCGAGGGGCCUCCUUCAAUCGAAAUUCCAUCAUCUUUGCUGGUUCAAUUUCCCGUAGGUUGUGUUACUUUUUUUCCACCAAGACUGAAGUUGCAUUUAUAGGUUCUAUAUUAUUUUUGACUGUGCCCGCGAUGAGAUUGACAGCGCUUUCAGUCAUUGCAAUCCUCGGCAUAUCAAGCAGUUUCGGAUUAUAGUGCAUGGAGCCUCUCGUACUUGGCAGGUACUACCUGGUUAAUAUCGCCGCAAGGCUGUGUAGUAUCGGUUUGGGGGCUUAAAAUAACCAGGGCAAUUUCAAUUUACUAAUUAAUACUUACUAUCGACUUAGUGCCUAUCAAACAUCGUACUUAAGUAAUGCUCGCAGAUGUAUCGCUCCAUUCAGAACUUGGCCCCGGGCAGGUACUACAAGGCGCAUAGAUAAUAUCCUAACAUGUCUUCCUUACUAUCGGUCUCAGACAUAACGAAGUUGCAGACGGUCAAGUACGUCAAUUUGGGCAGUCUUGCAAUCCUCGUAUUUGAUUAUUGCAUCACGUUUUCCGAAGAGGUGCGAUGGACCUGGUUCAAGCCAUGGGAUAUACCCCGUAUCAUGUUCAUCAUUUCCCGAUAUUUGCCUUUCGCAGGUGCCGGAAUGACUGCAUAUGACGCAAUACGUGUCAGUAAUCAGUGUGCCUCUACUGUGGAAGGAUAUAUCAUUCACGUCAUAUGUAUCGUUGCUGCGGAAUCCUUGCUGGUUAUUCGAACCUGGGCAUUCUGGCGAAAGAGUAAAAGGUUGCUGAUCGGGUUAUUGGUUUAUAUCGUGUUGUCAGUUGCCGGCGCUAUUGCUGCAGACCUCAUUCCUACAAUGCUGAUUCCAGGAGAGGAGCCUCCCCUAGGAACCUGUUACUUCGAGAGCACACGCAAUGCUGCGAUCGUAUACAUGUUCUUGGCGGUGUUCGACAGCGUGAUGCUGAUCCUUACUGUAUAUAAGUGGUUUCACGACUACAAAGACUUUCAGAGCGAAAUUAUAGUAACCCUAUACCACGAUGGCAUAUUUUACAUGUUGUGCAUCCUCGCCGUCACACUCGCCAAUGUUAUCUGUGAAGGUGCACUUCCAAGCGCCUAUAGCAAUCUGUUUGACACGCUACAGGUGGUCAGUCACAGCGUCCUGGCAUCACGAAUUCUAUUCCGCCUUCGACAAAGCAACGAAAGUGUCCACGAACCGUCCAUGUCAGUAACGACGUUAGACACUCAGAUAAACUAUUUACGACCUUCGUCAAUGUUGAUGAGUGGGACGGGUACUACCAGUGAAGUUUGAAGGAAUGUAGGUGUAUGCAGAACCAAAAUGAGAAGCUUCCACUCUUAUCUAAUGUACAACUCAAUUGUGAUAUUGUAGGCCAAUGAUACUGCGAGACCUGAGGGGCUGAACGAAAUGGUGAUUCUUUCCCUUGUUUCCUCCGAGCCUAGUUGUGGUGUCAAUUCUUCUCAUG
Molecule: messenger RNA, 1492 nt
Organism: Suillus subaureus
Lineage: Eukaryota; Fungi; Basidiomycota; Agaricomycetes; Boletales; Suillaceae
Exons: 15
Coding region: 457-1320 (287 amino acids)
Source: RefSeq, a predicted model, not a curated record